Messenger RNA from Callithrix jacchus (white-tufted-ear marmoset), 5624 nucleotides. RefSeq names its product clarin 1 (gene CLRN1). The record is from RefSeq and is a predicted model, not a curated record. Gene Ontology annotation, biological process: sensory perception of sound; equilibrioception. NCBI's taxonomy places the organism in Eukaryota, Metazoa, Chordata, Mammalia, Primates, Cebidae.
ACUGAGGACUCCAUCUGUUAUCUUAGACCUUUGUUACCAAGUGACACAGAGGAGAUACUUGAAGGCAGUUUGAAAGACUUUUGUCGUAUAGAUUCUUAGUCCAAAGAUUUCCAAUUAGGGAGAAGCAGCAGCAGAAAAGGAGAAAAACCAAGGACGAGUGAUGAAGAGACCUUCAUCUACUGACACUUAACCUGGCGAGAACCGUCGAUGGUGAAGUUGCCUUUUCAGCUGGGAUCUGUCCAUUCAGCUUCUGUAAUAAAUGCAGUCACAGGGGCAGUCCCUUCCCAUUGCUCACAAAGGUCUUGUGUUUAAAACCUCGCCCUCACAGAGGCUGUUUCUCAUCAUGCCAAGCCAACAGAAGAAAAUCAUUUUUUGCAUGGCUGGAGUGUUAAGCUUUGCAUGUGCCCUCGGAGUUGUAACAGCCUUGGGGACACCGCUGUGGAUCAAAACCACUGUCCUCUGCAAAACGGGAGCGCUGCUCGUCAAUGCCUCAGGACAGGAGCUGGACAAGUUUAUGGGUGAAAUGCAGUACGGGCUUUUCCACGGAGAGGGCGUGAGGCAGUGUGGGUUAGGAGCAAGGCCCUUUCGGUUUUCAUUCUUUCCAGAUUUGCUCAAAGUGAUCCCAGUGAGCAUCCACGUCAAUGUCAUUCUCUUCUCUGCCAUCUUUAUUGUGUUAACCAUGGUGGGGGCAGCCUUCUUCAUGUACAACGCUUUUGGAAAACCCUUUGAAACUCUGCAUGGUCCCCUAGGGUUGUAUCUUUUGAGCUUCAUUUCAGGCUCCUGCGGCUGUCUUGUCAUGAUACUGUUUGCCUCUGAAGUGAAAAUCCACCAUCUUUCAGAAAAAAUUGCAAAUUAUAAAGAAGGGACUUAUGUCUACAAAACGCAAAGUGAAAAAUAUGCCAUCUCAUUCUGGGUCAUUUUCAUUUGCUUUUCUGUUCAUUUUCUGAAUGGGCUCCUAAUACGACUUGCUGGAUUUCAAUUCCCUUUUGCAAAAUCUAAAGACUCAGAAACAACGAAUGUAGCUGCAGAUCUAAUGUACUGAAAGGCAAACCUUUCUAUAAUUUUACAAGUAAGGGAGUAGACUUGGUCACUUUUAGACAUAGUUAAUUUUGUACAGAUUAUGUACAAUGUAGUCUGCAUACAUUAAAGCAUCAGGACCCUCUCUUACAAUGUUUACAAAUUAUAUACUAAGGAUACAGGCUGGAAAGUAAGGGAAGCAGAAGGAAGGAUUUGAAAAGUUGUUUCACCUGGUGGGAAAUUGCUUGACCCAGAUAGUCAAAGGCAGUUGACUAGAAUCGACAGAUUGUUACUCCAUAUAUAUAUAUAAGUGCAAGACGCCUUUCCAUCAAAAAGGAAUCAAAAGGCACAUAGAAUGUAUUUUAAUAAAAGCAAAUACUAUUUCUGAUAGAUCCACACAUUUGUUGCCACAGAUUUCAGAAAACUGAGCUGGAAUCGCUUUCCUAAAAUGGCAGUGUAUUAAAUGAACUCUAUAAAAUAUAUCAAUACUUUUUUUAAAAAGUUUGUUUGAAGCAUAGCCUUAGGCCAGGUGUGGUGACUCACACCUGUAAUCCCAGCACUUUGGGAGACCAAGGUGGGAAGACCAUUUGAGUUCAGGAGUUUGAGACCAGCCUGGGCAAUAUAGUGAGACCUUGUCACUAAAAACAUUUAAAAAUAAAAUAAAUAUAAAAUACAGGUUUUAAAAAAGCAUAGUCUUAUUAACCAUGUCUGUUGGUCAAAAUUUACAAACUGAAAGAAAAAAAGCAGAAAGCUAAGGAUAUUUUUCCUCCUGUGUCUGAGUCCCAGUUACAUUCAUGACAGUACUUUCAAUGAACAUAAUUGUUGGGACCACUGAGGAAUCAUGAAAAAUGAUCUCUACUAGUACAUUUGAUGGAAACGACUCAUUGGGGGCUGUUUCAUUUUCUAGUUAUAGUGUCUCGAGUACUAAUAUGCAAUUGUGAAAAUCAUAUUAAAUCUGGGAUUACAGCAGUAUCACUGUAUCAUCUUGAUCUUGGUCUGGCUGUCACAAAGCAUGACCAAGUCAAUUUUUUUUCUCUGAAUUACCCAUCAAAUUGAUCUGCAGCUGACUAAAGGCCACAGCUGAGCCUGAAACUGACCGUUCCUUCAUACUCAACCUGCCAUCCUCCAGAAAGCACCAAGGAAAAAGCAGAGAAUGACAGCAAACAGACCACCAGGCCUCUGGCCACAGGUGCUGUGUACUAAGCAACCCGCAUAUAAUGAGUUUGAAAGUGCUCCUUAAAUCACCUUUUCCCAUUUGGAACUAUUUACAAGGAAGAAACAACUGUAUACCUGAGAAAUAACUUGCUCUGGGGUCAAUUUGCUGUUCAUCAGCAGACAUCAGAACACACCCUGAGUUUCCAGAUGCUGGUUUUUCCCCUUAACUCAGGAAAUACACCUGUAGAAUUUCUAGAAGACUACAAUUCAGUCUAGCCACAAGGGGGAUUUUUUUGGGUAACAGGCUAGAGCCCAGAUCUGUAAGUCUUCAGCCGAAAUGGUCUAGUACAGAAGCACUGGAAAUGGAAAGUGGGAUGAGAGGACAAGGACCACGUCCCUCGUGGGCAGCUGGCUGGAGGUGCCCAAGGCCAGGUAUCCCCCUGCGCACUCAUGUGAUCCCUCUCUGUCUUCUUGGAGUUUUGAAAAACUCCUUCAAAUGCCAGGCUUUUCUCUUUAGAAAACAAGUCUCCAAUUGUUCUCUGUUAUGUACAAAGAGAAAGAAAACCUGGAGCGGCUGCUGCAAAAACUAAUGAGGACCUGAGAGGCAAACCCAUCAUGUUCCCUGGAUGGGAAGGAGAAGCAGGGCUGUGACAGACACUCAAAAGGUCACUGCAAAGCACACCACACACAAAAUAAAGCAGGAAACAACCUGGGCACCAGCAGUGCACCAGAGUAUCCCUCUCUUAUUGCAGAUGAAACGCGUAGUCCCCAGGGCCUUUGGGGAGUCCUUGGAAGAGGUUUCUGGCUAGGACACUUGAUGGUGGUUCCUGCUUGGUGGGAAUCAAAGGCCCUGGGAAUGACAUUCAUUUUGCUGGGACCAGCCCUCCCUCUCCAGGUGGCAGCCAGGCUUCUCACAAGGUCACAGGGCCCCCUGCUGGCCCUGGGGAGGUGAACCUGUUUCAUUGUCUCAAAUACCCUCAUAUCUGAGAACAUCAGUGCUGAUGAUCUGCUAGAAAGAAUGGCAAGAAGAAUGCAUGAACUCCACCCUGGGUCCAUCCAGGUGGACCCAGCCAUGGCAAGGCAUGUUAACCAGAAUAGGAACAAGCCUCAGAAUAAAGCAAAAACAGGUGCAGAUGGUGCAUUAGAAUGAAGAGGAGGGGCACUCCUUCUAUCUGGGUGCCUUACAGUUUCCAAAGGUCUUUUGCUCUUGUGGUCCCAUCUGGUCCUUCAGGGAAGCUGCUUCAUGUCACACUACAGGUAUUCAGGGCCCCUCAAUGUGGCCAGAGUCUCAUAUAUUUAUACAAUCAAGGCAAGGGAAAGUGGUAUUCUUCUCCUCUCCCUCUGCCCCUUUACUGGGUAAAAGGCUAGGAAAGGGAAACCACCACUCCUUCUUAACCCUGGUGGAGACAGAGGGUGCACACUGGCAGCGGUAGGGUACACCAGCUCCAAGGUGAGCAUGGCUUGCUGCUAGAAUGGAUAUUUGUCCCAACCAUUUACCUAGACAAAUCUGAAUGGGAACCAAGGGGUAGACUCCAGAGGGUGGAAAGAGGGACAGGGGUCGAGGAGGAUUAACCUCCCUCUCAGUUUUUCUCACCCUCUCCCCUCCCAAUAAGAUCUAGUGUAGUUAAAACAGUACAGCUGUUAUAAUAGAAAUGCUGCUUCGAGACCAGUCCCAAGCCCGGCCCUGCUGCUCUAACUGCCUUGCUGCCCCUGGUCGCUUCUACUCAGAUAUCCUGGGGCCUGUGCUACUUCAGUGCCUGAUGUCUGCUCAAGUGAUAAUGCCCAUUCUGAAGCCCCUUCAGUGUGGAAGUUCGUCCCGGCUCAGGGCUGAUGGCUGAUGGGCCACCUCCAUCGGUGACAAGCAAUGCUGUGUCAGUUUAAAGAAAAGAGCAGAUAGAAAGACGGCAGGAUUGGGGUCUCUGCUUCUGGGCCAAAAUCCCCCAUCGGAAAAAGCCCUCCUGCUCCUGUAAAUACUGAUGUAAGCCAAAUUAAAUAAUGCAUUUUUUUAGCCAUGCAUGAGCAAUAAAUUAUAUUUUGAUUUACAGACUUACUGAUAAAUUCCCACUUAGGCAAGCAGACACACUCAUGGGUGUCAUAGCCCAGAGCUGGGAUUUAGGCUAUUUGGAAAGUCCAAAGACCCACAUCAGAAAUCUCUAGAGCCUCCCCUGCCAGUCCUAAUGGGCAGUAUCAGGCAAUGGUUGCAGAGACCCCAGGGUGGAGGUGAGGUGGGGGACAGCUACAGUGUGGUCAAAAGGCACGUGUCUUAAGAGAUUGUUUUUUUGCUUGAAUCUUGGUCUGAGGGAUUCUGAUCCACUCUGAAAGUAGUGGACGGAAUGAGUUACAAGUAGGUGUGCCCCUCACUUAGCAAAAGUCCACUCUUCCCUCUGUCGGCCACAAACCCAAUUGUGGAGAAUUGAGACUUGGGAGUUCCUGCCAGCCCUGUUCUCUCUCCUCUGAUAUGGUUUGUAAGAGGGUGCUUGGAGGAGGCAGCUUGGGCCCCUCAGGUAAUUCAAGGCAAUGCCCUACCAGAAACAUGCAAUUACAGGGCAUACCAUCUGCCAGCCUGUUUUUGCAUUCUCCUCAGGUUCCAAUUUAUCAGGAACUUUGCCUGUGCAAAACAGUGUAGCACAGCUGAUCCAGAGGUGUGGAUUCCAGCAUGCCAUGGCUGACUGAUCUGCACUUAAAUUUGCCAUCUUUCUAUUUAGCCAAGUGUAGUGAAUAGUGUGCCUUAAUAUAGGGAAGGCCGGAGGCCCAGGAGAAUCAGCUCCAUAGACUUUCAUUUGCUGCCAUAUAGCUGCUGCCCUUGCCCUGCUCCUCUGCAGUCACCCUUUCCCCCACGGACAUUCUGUGUGCUCUUCACCAGUUUCCCCUUUGGCCUGUAGUUAAACAGCUAAAACUACAUUUCCCAGCCUCCUUUGCUGUUGGCACCAGGUAAGUGUGGAUAUACCAAUGAGAUGUUGUUAAAGUAACCUGUGCCACUUUCAGGCCUGGCCCUGAAAAACAUCCCAUGCAAACCUCCAGCUCUCUCUUCUUCUGGUGCUGCCCGCAGACUUGGAAUCUGUGAAAUCCAGAUGGAAGGCUACACAACAGGGGUGGGCUUCCUGCCCUGCACUAGAGUACAAGAGUGGUAAAUAAACUUUCUCUGUAAAGCUGCUGACUUUUGGUGAUUGUUGCCGAAGCUUAGCCUAAUUUAGCCUAGCCUAGCCAACAAGACCCCAUUCUCCGAGAAAGCUCUUCUGCUGCCUGCCAGGGAGACGCUCUCCUAUGGCUCCCAAGGCGUAGUCUCUGCCAGGUGCACUGUCAUCAUCUUGCACCGUCUCCACUUGCUCCUCUUGUGCCUCUGUCCUUUGUGGCCCCCUGGUCACAUUACCCAUCACCCACUAAAAUGAAGACCAGAGAGUGAACUGUCUACAUCAGAAUGUAAAGAGUGAAUAAACACUUUUGCUUAUGCU